AUGCAUUUGUCACUGGAUACCAUGAGCAUGGUGGACGACAGUUGCCUCUCGCCAAGUAACUUCCAUGAAAUGGUGAAAGGAGGGGGGGCAUCAGUUGGCGGUCGUGUUCACAGCAUCGACGUCAUCCUGGGCUUCAGUAAGGACCAGGACCCCCUACUCAACCCUGCGGGUGCUGCCGGAACCCAAAAAGCAGAUGUGGAGAGCUUGGGUGACCCUGGAAAGCAGGAUCCCUUACACCCCUAUGGACACCUCCCCACUCUGAGAGACAGCACAGAGCAGCCUGCCUUUCAUGACUCUGGUCUAUUCUCCAACAAAUGCGAGGGAGAACUGAACGAGCUGCGAAAGAGCGUUGAGAGUGACGGGAAAUCGCCUGACCCCCUGGACGAGGAGCAGCCCAAGAAAAAGCACCGCCGCAACCGCACCACCUUCACCACCUACCAGCUUCAUGAGCUGGAGCGCGCCUUCGAGAAGUCCCACUACCCAGAUGUCUACAGCCGCGAGGAGCUGGCCAUGAAGGUCAACCUCCCGGAGGUCCGGGUACAGGUGUGGUUCCAGAACCGUCGUGCCAAGUGGAGGCGUCAGGAGAAGAUGGAUGCCAGCUCCAUGAAGCUGCAUGACUCCCCCAUGCUGUCCUUCAACCGGCCGCCCAUGCACACCAAUGUGGGCCCAAUGACUAACUCCCUGCCCCUCGACCCCUGGCUGACCUCCCCCUUAUCCAGCGCUACACCAGUCCACAGUAUCCCUGGGUUCAUGGGUCCGGCACAGGGCCUGCAGCCUGGCUACUCCAGUCACAGCUUCCUCAACACCCCUCCAGCCAUGGCACAGAGCAUGCAGCCCAUGGCACCUCCCCCUUACCAGUGUCCCGCAGCCUUCACUGACAAAUACCCGCUGGAGGACGUGGACCAGCGCAGCUCCAGCAUCGCCUCCCUGAGAAUGAAGGCCAAGGAGCACAUUCAGUCCAUGGAUAAAACCUGGCAGCCCAUGUGA
Messenger RNA from Megalops cyprinoides (Indo-Pacific tarpon), 987 nucleotides. RefSeq names its product retinal homeobox gene 1 (gene rx1). The coding region runs from base 1 to 987 and encodes 328 amino acids. Lineage: Eukaryota; Metazoa; Chordata; Actinopteri; Elopiformes; Megalopidae. The transcript is spliced from 3 exons. Gene Ontology annotation, molecular function: DNA-binding transcription factor activity, RNA polymerase II-specific; RNA polymerase II cis-regulatory region sequence-specific DNA binding. The record is from RefSeq and is a predicted model, not a curated record. Gene Ontology annotation, biological process: positive regulation of transcription by RNA polymerase II.